Molecule: messenger RNA, 2613 nt
Organism: Hyalella azteca
Lineage: Eukaryota; Metazoa; Arthropoda; Malacostraca; Amphipoda; Hyalellidae
Product: leucine-rich repeat extensin-like protein 5
Exons: 8
Coding region: 90-1478 (462 amino acids)
Cellular component (GO): extracellular region
Molecular function (GO): chitin binding
Source: RefSeq, a predicted model, not a curated record
CGCUGCAUUGGCGCUCCGGGGUCAGUUGAGUGUAGGGAGUGCAUGAAGGAAGCGGCCUUGUCACACACGUUCCUGCAGAUCGCGACAACAUGAACAAAACUCUUGCAUUCAUUCUUCUGGUGGCGGUGGCAGCUGCUGAAGGCCGCGCUCGCGGCGCCAAGCUGGGCCAGCGCCGAGUUCGUCAACAGUCGCUGUGGGGCAGACCGCGCCAGGACCCAUACGGACAAAGUCCUGUAGGCGGGCAGCCUGCACCCGGAGGAUACCCACAGCCAACAGGUCCUGCAGAGACUCCUGCUGGGUACCCACAACCCGGAGGAUCAGGAGCACCUUCAGUGCCUGCUGGGACUUACCCACCCGUUUCCCCAGCACCGGUAACCUCAUCUGGUUUUCCCCAGCAAGGAUACCCUAGUGGAACCCAGCCGCCACAGACACCAAUAGUAGUACCUGGGAACAUUUCCCCCGCGUCCAUUCCUACAUGCUUGUACCCUGGGUUCUUCCCAACUCCGGGCUCGUGCGUGAACUUUUACCGCUGCGUCGACUGGACAGGCACCGGGUCUUCCUACACCGUCUUCCAGUUCAAUUGUCCACUCGGCACAAUCUUCGACGACGAGUUGGACACUUGCAGUCACAUCGCCUGGGUGGUACCUAAGAGACCAGAGUGCGAGUAUAUGCUGGCCUCCAGCCUGGUACCAAUUGGGUCAGGACCUCUUCAGCCCGGAGCAGGUGGAGCGCCUGGAGCAGGUGGAGCGCCUGGUGGUGGAGGUUAUGGACCAGGGACUGGAGUCGUUCCGCAGCCACCUGUUCAACCCCCUGUGGCACCCGGAGUGGGCUACCCUCAACCCGGUGGAGGACAAGUGGGGCCCGUUUCACCCCCUGUGACAGAUGGCUCUGCCCCACCCAUGCCCUUCACUCUGGAGUGUUUCUCGGGGCAAGCCUACCGCCGCCAUCCCCUCUACUGCAACAGAUACUACCGCUGCCAAUGGGACGGCUCAGACUGGGUCUUCCCGAUGCUAACGUGUCCCCGAGGCCUCAUCUUCAACGAGGCGGGACAGAACUGCGCAGAUCCUGCCACCAUUGCGACGUGCUCGGGGCAAAUCGCCCCAGAGCCGACGCCUGAGGGCAGCGAUGGAACCGACACCACCUCCACGAGUGUCACCGACGCCACCACAACUGAGGACUCGCCUACAACACAGGGAGUUGACCCCUCAUCGCUGUACGAUUGCCCGGCAAAGGGCUACUACCCCUUCGAAGGCGACUGCAUCCGCUUCUACAAGUGCGUCGAGCUCGACUCCGGACUCCUCAAGGGGCUGCUGUACAAGUGCCCAGAGCAGUACGGCUACUCAGAGGACAAGAAGCGCUGCGACAAGGAGGAGCGUCUGCCCACGUGCACUAAGAGCCCCACUCCAGCCCACCUCAGACUCGCGCCCGCCAGGGAGCUCACCGUCGAAGACUUGGCCUGGUUCUUCAAUACUUAUUAACGAGAUGCCUUAUUCUUCAAUACCUAUUAACGAGAUGACUGGUUCUUCAAUACUUAUUAACAAGAUGCGAUGUGCGGAGUUUGCUCAUAGCAUUUUGUUCUCACGCAUCGUAGUUUGUUCCCACGCAUACUACGAUGUGCGGAGUACUUUGUUCCCAGAUGCUCAUAGUACUUUUUUCCCAUGCAUUAAGGCGUUGUGAUUGUUGGAGAGAAAUUGCUCAUGUUUAGGGAUUGCCAUCAAGUUAGUUAUAAAUAAGUUCGAAAAUCUGCCAAAAUUGUUACUGUGGGAUUUUAAGUUAAUGAGGGAACUUUUUAGCUAUAAGGUAUAUUUAAAUGUCUUAAAAUUCGGCAUUAUUUAUAAAAAUUAUACGCAAUUGAAUAUUUCGAGCACGCAUGGAUAUAAGACGAGCGAAAAAGCUCCUUGUUAAUUAAAAAAAAGUAAAAAUGUUGUUGCUUGUAGACCAUAACGAAGAUUGUUUGGUUUUAUGCUUCUUACGUUCAACGUGCACCAGAACGCUGACUGAACAAGGCGCUUUAAGGCCUGACAAAAAAGUAGUAUCAAAUUAAAUGUUCUUCAUGCACUCUCCUUCAGAGGGAUGCAUUAGUAUAGUGUACUCGUAUUAUUUGAUAUACCCAAGGGAGAGAAUGCGUUUAAAUUAAAUGUUUUUCAUGCACUCUCCCUUCAGAGGGAUGCAUUAGUAGUAGUGUACUCGUAUUAUUUAAAGUACCCAAGGGAGAGGAUGCGUUUAAAAGAAGGAUGCAUAUAACGCUUGUCGUUUGCUGCAGCAUGGCAAGCUCUACCCGUCAUGUGUGGCAAAACAAAGCUUGACUCGUUUAUCCUGAACAAUUUCAUAUUCAGAGCGAGCUCGUUAUCAGAAAUUUUUCCAAUUUCGUUGAUAAAACGAAUUUUUUAUUGUUUAUUUUGCCAAUAUUAAGGAAUUAAUAUUUUGCCAUAAUUAAGGAAUUGUAAUUAAUUAACAUUUUUAUGAGCUCUGUGGAUAAGGUACAGAAAAUGUUAGGAAUUUAACUUUCUGUUGAUUACCGGCAUUAUUUCAUUACAGGCAUUCUCUUAGAUCAGGUGAUACUCUAAAAAAUAUAACUCAGUACUCACUGCAGUGAGUGACAGAGAGCGCAGU